Messenger RNA from Belonocnema kinseyi, 1224 nucleotides. RefSeq lists its product as uncharacterized. Lineage: Eukaryota; Metazoa; Arthropoda; Insecta; Hymenoptera; Cynipidae. The transcript is spliced from 6 exons. The record is from RefSeq and is a predicted model, not a curated record. Bases 247 to 855 code for a protein of 202 amino acids.
AACACAAAUCAACAUAACUUCUUUAACAAAACUGAACGUAAUUGUUUUGUUAGGACCGAUCGGAGGGUUUGGGGUUUUACUAUUUAAAGGUUUUAAAGACAAAGACAUUUUCUGCGGUAGGAUUUAACUUUGAGCUAUUCUUCAAUCAACAUUGGUUAACUAUAUUGUUAAUUGUUAACACUCGUUUACUAAGGACAUAUAUUUUAUUAUUUCAACCAAAAGCCCUGUUAGAAUAAGGUAAGAAUUAUGGAAGAGAUUAAAUUACUGAGAGAGAAACACAAGUUGCCCAGUGCUUCCGAUUUAAAGAAUAAAGUUCAAGAAAGUUUAAUAUUUAUGAAGAAUACUGAAGAAAAACAAGCACACAAACUCGCAGAAGACGAAUUAGGAAUUCAAAUGCUAACAUCCAAACUUUCAUCUUUAAUGGAGGAGCUCAGCAGAGAGAGAAACAUUUUGUUAGAAAAAGACAACACUUUAAAGAAAUACAAAGAAGAAUUGGAAAGCCUUGAUUCUGAGGUAAAAGCAGUAGCUGCAGAACUGCAACAAUUACAGAUGAAAAAGGACAAUCUCAAAAUGAUAAAGCCCAACGCAAAGGAUCAACGUGUGAUAGAUCAAGGAUUGAGAAAAUUCAACCUACUGAAAGAAAUUACUGGCAUUCGCUGGAAUUUUGAAGCCUUGGAAGAAUGUACUAAAGGAUAUGUUACCAAUAAACAAGAUUACAUCCAGCCUUUCUGCUACGACUCGAAAACUGCGAGUGGCCAAGAUCUAAGCAAUUUAUUGUGGAAGGACAUUCAAGCAUCCACAAAUAGGUCGAAUCUAGAUAAAGAAGCGAGUAAAGAAAAUCAGGUGCAGAAUUAAAUCUAUUUAUAUUUAUUAUACAAUAUAAAAUUGACAAAAAAUGCACUAUGCAUUGCUUAAAAAUUGUUAUUUUUUAUAUAUGUACAUUAAUUCGAUUUUUUCCGUGUCAUCUAAAUUAUGUAAAAUCAAAUUUUAAUGGAUUAAAAUGCUUCUAAAAAUUAGUAUUUACAACCACAAUUAUCCUGCGAAAACCAUUCCGCAAUACAAACAAUUAUUACACAUCGUAAAUUUUCCUUAAACUUACAAAAGGGAAAAAAUCAUGUUUUUACUUAAUAUUUUUCUUAUUGGUAACGAUUUUUGAAUUGGUGAAAAUGGUUGUAAAAGUUGGUAGUUAUUAGGUAAAGUAUAAUAUUAAUAAGGAGAUUAUUC